CGAGAACGCCCAAAAUGCGCAUACCUCCCACAUCGAAUCUAAUGUGAACCGUGAAACGAUAUGGUGAUGCAGUGACCGAGAUAAGGUACAGCCAGAUUGCGCUCACCCAACUUUGUGCCUGAUCAAUGCUAACGAAUCGGCAGCUGCUAUUUCGCCGGUAUUAUAAGCCAGAAGUCUUCCUUCUGUCGAAUAAUAACUUGCAUAUCGAGGCACACACCGGGAGCUGGAAAUGCAUACUCGUGCAGAAUGAGACAGUCUUAGCAAAGCCAUGUCACAAAUCUCGAAUUCUUGCACAAGCGUUAGUUGCUCUUUCAGUUCCUAUUUGUAGAUUCUUGUUUAACAUUUGUUUUCAACUAAUCAGGACUGGAAUUCUCCACGUCGCCAACGGCUUUCGGGCCUGGUAUCAUUACCUAAAACUACCGAACGUUUACGAAUCCCAUCGUCCAGUUAGUUCUGCUGCGACAUGGCUUCAGCAAAGGUGGACUUGGCAGUCGCAAUACCCACCUUCAUCGGAUCUGUCUUGUCCGCCCUUUUUACAUUUGCCGUCCUAAUUUUGCAUUUUAUCUCUCCUCCGAGACGCCGGCAUGUCCGCCAUGCGCUCAUUGUUAAUCUUCUACUAUCUGACUUUGUCGACAUGGUGAACAAUACUGUAACUGGCAUCAUAUUACUGAGGGAUGGCCCUCUUGAUCAAUCAAUUCCUGCCGGAGGAUGUACCAUGAAUGCGUGGGUGGGCCAGCUUACAGUUCAAACGACGGACUUCAAUAUCUUGUUCAUCUCGAUAACGGUCCUUCUCACUGUAAACAAGAAUCAUCUGCUGCAAGAUUCUUCACUACUACGGAUCCUUGUUGUAUGUCUCUGUGCAUGGAUACCAGGCAUUAUCACUAGCUUCACUGCCCUUGGAUUGCAUAUAUACGGCCCAGUAGGUGGGAAUUGGUGCUGGAUUCAGAAGAAGUAUCCCGUUUACCGUUGGGCAUUGUCCUUUGGGUGGCGCCUCUUGAUAUUCUUCUUGACAGUCGGCAUCUAUACAGCCAUUUACAUCAAACUGAGACGAUUAUUCGGCCGCUUCCGUUUUUCGGAAAAUUCCAUCGAAGCUAUCACCACAGGCAGGAGCCGCCGCACACAAACUCUACCAGCCAAUGAAGAUCAGAAGCCUCCCACGGAGCAGUAUAUCAUGAAGACGACGUCGUUUACCGUUUCACACGACCAGGAGGAUAAUCGAGGGUUGGCUAGCGAUUCGUCGUCAACAGCACCGAUUAACGACCGAAACGAUCAGACCGACGACCUGAACUUUGCUUCAUCACACAACGCAGCUAUUGGAGGAGAUCAUACCACAGGCUUGGGAGAACCGGACGUGUCUACGGACCCGCCAAAGCUCCCGCCGCCGCCAAACCUGCGCCGUAUGCUAUUAUUGAACGGUUAUCCGAUCGGCUAUCUCAUUCUCUGGACACCUGGGAUUGUGAAUCGAUUGAUUGAGAUACAGGGCGGCACCUCACCAAACUGGCUCAUUGGUCUCCUGGCGUCUUCACAGUAUAUCGGCUUAGUACACGCUGUCACGUACGGCUACAACGAGCAGAUCGGGCGUACUCUCCGAUCUUGGACCAAUUUCCGGCGAAAAACCCAUAGGCUUGGAGAAUAGGAGGUUCGAGAAUCACAAAUGACCCGACACGACUUUCAACCGCAUUUUGACAGCCUUCGACGACAUAGCGAGCGAUUUACUUGGCACUUGUCAGGCAUGAAUAUCCCUUACUAAGGUGAAGGACGUCUAAUUUUAUUUAAUAUCAAGUGUAAAAACAACUUUUUAGAUUC
Molecule: messenger RNA, 1806 nt
Organism: Colletotrichum scovillei
Lineage: Eukaryota; Fungi; Ascomycota; Sordariomycetes; Glomerellales; Glomerellaceae
Exons: 3
Coding region: 464-1636 (390 amino acids)
Biological process (GO): adenylate cyclase-activating G protein-coupled receptor signaling pathway
Cellular component (GO): plasma membrane
Molecular function (GO): G protein-coupled receptor activity
Source: RefSeq, a predicted model, not a curated record